This is a messenger RNA of Thalassophryne amazonica, 4716 nucleotides long. Its product is annotated as E3 ubiquitin-protein ligase Midline-1-like. NCBI's taxonomy places the organism in Eukaryota, Metazoa, Chordata, Actinopteri, Batrachoidiformes, Batrachoididae. The record is from RefSeq and is a predicted model, not a curated record. The coding region runs from base 370 to 2439 and encodes 689 amino acids. Gene Ontology annotation, molecular function: protein binding; zinc ion binding. The transcript has 10 exons.
GUAUAGAGGGGGCGGUGUGUGAGUCUCUCUCUGUGUCUCUCUCUCUCUCUUUCUCUGGGUCAGGAUGCAGAGGCGUCCACAGACAGAAGAGGAAACAUGUCAUAAGAGGUGAUGACACAGCCAGAGACGUAUUCACAUCCACACUGACUCCCAAGUUCUUCCCGCCGCUCUCUCCUGCCGGCGCCGCGGCAUCACACAGAGAAGAGAGAGCACCAAAGAUAGAUCAGACUGUCAACCUGUCUCCACACUUCUCUCUGUUUUUCACUUGUUUGUGGACGAUGGGAUUUUAAUCAUGGUGAAGCCAGCUAACCGCGUCUACUGGAUUUUGCAAAAGCUGCGCCUGGUCCCACCUAGCCUCCUCUGAGCAGGAUGGAAACUCUGGAGUCAGAGCUGACUUGUCCAAUCUGCCUGGAGCUCUUCGAAGAUCCUCUGCUGCUCCCCUGUGCCCACAGCCUCUGCUUUGGUUGCGCCCACCGCAUCCUCAUCUCCCACUGCGCCACCAACGAAUCCAUUCAAAGCAUCGGUGCCUUCCAGUGCCCCACCUGUAGAUAUGUCAUUUCCCUGAGUCCGGAGCGUGGACUAGAAGGACUGAAGAGGAACAUUACCCUGCAGAACAUUAUUGAUAGAGUUCAGCGUGCCUCAUCUUCAGCAGGGCUCCCGCUACCUCUGCCACUGCCUGCGCCCCUCAGUGGGCCCAACUCUCCAGGCGAGGAAGGCAGCAAUCGGCUGGCAUUGGUCCCUGUCAGUGCAGCCAUGUCCAGCCCAGGCACACCCCCUGAGCCGGUCCAGUGCCAGUUCUGUGAGCAGGACCCGCCGCAGGAUGCCAUUAAGACCUGUGUGACAUGUGAGGUAUCUUAUUGCGAAGAAUGCCUUCGGACAACGCACCCCAACAAAAAGCCAUUUACAGGCCAUCGGCUCAUUGAGCCCAUGCCUGACUCUCACCUUCGUGGGCUCCAGUGCUUGGAGCAUGAGGAGGAGAAGGUUAACAUGUACUGUGUUACAGAUGAUCAGCUGAUCUGCUCCCUCUGUAAACUGGUAGGAAGGCACAGAGACCAUCAGGUGGCAGCACUGAGUGAGCGCUAUGAAAAACUCAAGCAAGCCAUGGACUCUAAUCUGAGUACUUUGAUCAAGAGAAACAAUGAGUUGGAGGCGCUUAUGGGGAAACUGAUCCAAACUUGUCAACAUGUGGAGGUAAACGCAUCCCGCCAAGAGGACAAGCUUAUGGAGGAGUGUGACCUUCUAAUUGACAUUAUUCAGCAGAGGAGGCAGAUCAUUGGCAACAAAAUCAAGGAGGGGAAGGCACAAAGGAUAAGGAAGCUCGCACAGCAGAUCUCUAACUGUAAGCAGUGCAUCGAGAGGUCUUCGGCUCUGAUCACACAGGCCGAUCAGACGCUGAAAGAGACUGAUCACGCUCGCUUUCUGCAGACGGCCAAGAGCAUCAAUGAGAGGAUUUCCAUGGCGUCUGCAUCAACCCAAGUUCUGAUCCCAGAGAUACACCUCACGGAUACUUUUGACACCUUCGCCCUUGACUUCACAAGAGAGAAAAAGUUGUUGGAGAAUCUGGAUUACCUCACUGCACCAAGUGCACCCUGCAUAAGGGAGGAGUUAUGUACAGCAUCAUACGAUACCAUCACUGUCCACUGGACGUCUGAUGAUGAAUUUACAGUUGUGUGCUAUGAGCUCCGGUACGCCAUCUUCACUGGACAAUCAAAUAUUGUCAGUCUGUGCAACUCAUUAGACAGUUGGAUGAUCGUUCCCAACAUCAAGCAGAACCACUACACGGUGCAUGGCCUGCAGAGUGGCACCAAGUAUAUCUUUGUGGUCAAGGCAAUUAAUCAAGCGGGAAGCAGAAGCAGUGAGCCAGGGACUCUGAAGACCAACAGCCAGCCUUUCAAACUGGACCCCAAAUCUGCCCACAAGAAGCUGAAGGUCUCCCACGAUAACCUAACAGUGGAACGGGAUGAAUCCACUUCCAAGAAAGGUCACAGCCAGGAGCGCUUCUCCAGCCAGAGCAGCUAUGGUGUGGUGGGAAACGUCUUCAUUGACAGUGGCCGCCACUACUGGGAGGCUCUGAUUGGAGGGAGCACAUGGUAUGCUGUGGGGAUAGCCUACAAGUCAGCCCCCAAACAUGAGUGGAUUGGCAGAAACUCAGCGUCCUGGGUCCUUUGCCGAUGCAACAACUCCUGGAUGGUUCGCCACAACAGCAAGGAGCUGGCCAUUGAGCCAUCACCCCAUCUGCGACGUAUCGGUGUCCUAUUAGACUAUGAUGCCGGAUACCUGACCUUCUACGAUGCUGUGGGUUCGCAGCACCUCCAUACCUUUCACGUGUCCUUCAUCCACCCUGUGUGCCCUGUGUUCAACGUGUGGAAUAAGUGUCUGACCAUUCUUACUGGUUUACCCAUUCCUGACCAUUUAGAGGGGCUUGAACCCCAUGACUGAAGUCCAGAGAUAUAACUUAUCUAAAUUAGCUUGAAGCUGCGCCAGUAACUAUUAGCAUUAAAAAAAAAAUCUAAUUCAUUGCUUUCUGAUUUGAUUGACUAAACACAAUUCAGACAAAUGGAAAUGCAAUGGCAAAGUCUUAAUUGCCAUGUCUGGACUAUGAGGUCAACUUUUACAGCUUUUGAUGUGUAAAUCAGUGACCCCAAUUUGUAGUUUCCAGCCUUGUUUUUUGAAAAAAGACUACGACACCAUGAUAAAUAGAGUGAAAUUUUGGCAACAUUCUAUUGUACCUGCUUUAACAGCAAAUGUCCACCAGAUAGAUUUCAAGAACGUUGAGUGCAGGCUGCUGUGAGACACAACACCUGUUAACCUGUUGCAUAUACUGUAGUAGCAAAAUAAUGUUGUGCCAAAACCUACAAUUUAGUAGCACUGUUUUAUUCUUUAAAAAUUUAUAAAGUGCACCCCAUUCAAGACAGCUUUGCUCUUGCAAAGUUGCCUGGUGCUGCAUUGUUAUAAAAUAAAUAAAAUAUGAUUUGUUGUAGGUGACUUUGAGUUAUGGAGGAGUUAUAAACAAUAAAAUCCUGUAUGUGGUCAUCUUUGAAUGAUGGAUUUCACUGAGGCAGGACAAAUGGAUGUUGUUGGAUCAUAAAUUUAUGCUGUAAAGGUUAGAUUUGCAUAUGUGUACCACAGUAACUAGGAAACAAGCCACAAAUUGUUCAAAUUUUAUUUUCUUCCAAAACCUAUGUGUCGGAUCAAGCACUUUGAAAAUCCCAGAAAAUAUAAGAGUUCAUAUGCAUUUAUACAAGCAGUUGUUCAUGGAAAAGUAACCAAAGUGGCAUUUCUGUCUGUUCAGACAUCUUUUUUUUUUUUUUUUAUAAAUAUUUUACUUUAACUUAAAUAAAUGCUGAAUUAUUUUAAAGAAAUGGCAGAUGAUAUUGUGUUAAGACUGUAUUAAUGGUACGAGUUCCCUUAAAGUAGACAUGACCCUUGUUUUUGCACAUUGUUCAUACUUAAUGGCUUUGUUGAAAAUGCCCAAAAACCUAUCUUUGGUGCAAUUAACAUGUUUGUGUUGUGUUCCUUUUGAAUUAAUGUGUUAAUUCUCUGUUUUGGCAGUCAAACAACUCCUGCCACAGUGUUUUUGUGUGAUACACGACACGAGCCGUGUUGCAAUUGUAAUCCCAGGUGAUUAAUGGAACUAAGUGCUUACAUACACGUUCAGAUUUUUUUUUUCAUUUUUAUUGUUGUUUUGUGUGCCCGUACACUUCAACUGUUUUCCUGUUUUAUUUUUUUUAAAGCCAUGCCCAACUGAUGCAAUUCCUACAGAUGGCAUGACUUCUUGAACAGUUGUAGCAGCAACUCAAAAGGAGUAAAACAACCCAUACACCACUUAUGAAGAGGCUCCCACUAGCAUUCCUUUUUGUUGUUGUUUGUUUGUUUGCAUAUUUGAAAAGCAUUUACACACUAAUUGUAGGAUAUUAUUCUUCAGGAUGUCUUAUAAGUAGAAGGAUGACCCCGCUAGUCUUGCUAAAUUCUGCUGUGUUGUUAGCCUCUAUCCAUAUAAGUCUACAUCCAGCUAGCAAGCUAACACAAAAUAGCCUCAGAGAUAAGCAGUAGUCGGAGGUUGAAAUUUUACUUCUAAUCUUAGGAUACACAAAUUUACCCCCUCCCCACCUCCCCAAAUUAAUUUCUUUUCACAUGGUUGCUUAAAAAUCCAAUAAUACUACAGUUGUUUGGUAUGUUUCAUCAAUAUAAUACCCACUGACUUUUGCUACUGUUAAUCCGCUACGGUAACUGCAUUUUUUUCCCCCUGCCAAUUUUACUGCUCUUGUGCACAUUCCAUUGCAGGAGGCUCACUUCCAGUGACUUUGACUCCAGCAUGUGUGCACCGCCAACAUUUGGGGGCAAGUGCAUUGAUACUUGUAUUGAAUACCAUAUGUAUGCCCAAUGAGGCUAUGUUAUAGGCAGAACAUUUAGAAAACAGACUUCUGGAAAGCGUCAUCAAACAUACAGUGCAUAACAACUGAAAAUUUUGGCCAGUAUAAAGACUCCCCCGUGCCACCCGCAAAAAAGAAAAAAUAUAACAAAAAACAAAACAAACAAAAAACACAAUUUACAACAUUUAAUUGUUACAGAUUAAUUUACAAACAAUAUUUUAUUUGCAUUUCUGAUUUUUUUUCCAUUAACAGGAACACUUACAUUUGCUACCAUCAACUUAUUCAGGACAAGUAAGAGUUUCUUUAAUUCUGUUUUCUUGGCAAUAAAAUGAACUGAUCUAAA